This is a messenger RNA of Polyodon spathula (Mississippi paddlefish), 2510 nucleotides long. RefSeq names its product transmembrane protein 231-like. Gene Ontology annotation, cellular component: ciliary membrane; ciliary transition zone. The coding region runs from base 421 to 1350 and encodes 309 amino acids. The transcript is spliced from 7 exons. The record is from RefSeq and is a predicted model, not a curated record. Gene Ontology annotation, biological process: cilium assembly; regulation of protein localization. Lineage: Eukaryota; Metazoa; Chordata; Actinopteri; Acipenseriformes; Polyodontidae.
CUAUGGAAACUGAGAGAUGCCAAGCCACACGAAGUAACUAAAAACGGAGCGGCUUGGAUUAUUUUGAAUGUCGAACUUUGAAACAAAAACACAAAAAAACUAUUAUUUAAAAAUGAGUUUCGAAAGCAUUUAAACAGUGCUAUAAUUAAAAUUUGAAACGAUUUCUAGUGUAUUUAAUUUUUUUCACACAAAACGCGUUGUUUUAAAAUGUUUUUAAGGCCUGCUACACGAUUACUUUUAGAAACGUUUCAUUAUUAUUAUUAUUAAUUUACCCUAAAGUUGUUUUAGAAUUUUUUAUUUUUUAAACAUCAAUACGUCGUGUCGAAAAGCGUCACAAAAUAACUCUUAACGCUGUUUUUUUUUUUUUUUUUUUUUUUUAUCUAUCUUUAUUAGUUAAUUUGAUUUACCUCUCCUUAUUAAAUGGCCAUAUAUGAGGUUUACUCCCACCCUGCUUUAUUAAGAUACAAAACCAGUAUCUGCACGAAAGCCACGGUGUUUUUAUUAAUCGUGUUAGGGCUCACCUACAUUCCACCUUUGUUGGUUUCUUACAGAAGUCAAGGUUUCUGGUUAAAACUCAGCACCUAUGAGGAGCAGCCAAGUGUGCGAUUUCAGUACCAGGUUUUGUUAAUCGCAGCGACUAGUACCAGUGGAGACUACGUUGCAUGGAGUACAUAUCAGAACUUCAAUAACCUGCAGGGAAACAACCUUAGAAUACCUUCAAUAUCAGUGAGAGAAGAUGAUCAGAACCAGGAUGGGAAGUUUGACCAGCUCAGUCUCACAUUGGGACUCCCACUCCAGUCCACAGAACAGGUGUACAGUGUCCAGCUUAUUCUCACAUUCUCAUACCAGCUUUUUAGGAUGUCCACCUUCGUAAUGCAGUGUAUGGCAUUCAUUCAGCACUCCUCUCCAGUACCUGGAUCACAGCUUUAUAUCAAUGGGGAUCUGAGGCUACAGCAGAGACAGCCUUUGAGUCACAGGGGAAUCGAUACCAGAUACAAUGUUUCUGUUAUUAAUGGAAGCAGCCCAUUUGCCAGUGCCUAUGACCUUACUAACAUCGUUGGAACUUACCAAGAAAGAAAUGUUUCCACGCUGCUGUCAAACCCAAAUCCUGUGUGGACGAUGGUUCGAGCUGCCGGUACCCCGUUUCAAAUAAAUGCCAUUAUUAGAUACCCCGUGGAGAUCAUUACUUAUCAGCCUGGCUUUUGGGAAAUGAUUAAGUUUGCCUGGGUUCAGUACGUCAGCGUUUUGCUAAUUUUCCUGUGGGUUUUUGAGAGGAUCAAGAUCUUUGUUUUCCAGAACCAGGUUCUGCCCACAAUAGCAGUCCCUCCAUUCAAACAGCACCAGUCCUAGAUCUGUCUCAACCCACAGAACCAAGGGUGGCCUCUUCAAAUCAUUUGAUACGGUUUUGCAGGAAGAGUUGCUUAUGUUUGCAUCUUGGAAACAUUUUUUUUGAAUACUGACUCUACACAAGCUGCAAAUAUUUUGUUUGAUUGUGAAAUCGAAAUGUAUCAUAAGACACAAGUAAUAUUUUUGUUAAAUCCUUGGAUAGAGAAGUUAAAGUUGCACAAACUUCCACAAAAUAGAACUGUAGAUUUUUUAAAACUUUUUUUUGGAGACACAAGAAUGUCACACUGUAGUGUUUAAAAAAGACAAAGAGGUCCAUAGUUUGAUAUUUAUAUCACUAAAACACAUUUUACAUGCUUUUAAAUACAAAUUACACUAAGUACUGUAUUUUUACAAGCACUGUUAGAGAUGUUGGUCUUAAGAACAAGCCCUAUUUUAAUGAUAUUUAGGUACAUGUCUGUUUCGAUCAAAUAAAUAGACACCAGUAUUUUUAUUCUGAUGGCAGUGUACAGUAUGUAGAUUUUAAAGAUAUUGAAAAUUAAAUAAAUUAAUUAAACUGGAAAAAUACUUCAAGGAAAGGUUUGCUUUGCUGCUAUGCUGUAGCUUCCACGUGAAACAAAAGAUUUCAUGGUUAACUUUAUUCCAGAGAACACCAGUUUGUUGCAUUUUGUGUAAAAAUGAAAAUGAGUGUUACUAAAUUAACAAGGAUCAAAAAUCUUUGUACACGAUUGACGCUGCUGAUGGUUUUCUGGAGUAUGAAACAUUUGGCCCCAGUUUUAUUAAUAAUUUAUAUGACUGAGAUUUCUAAAAUCUUGCGGUGAAGACCUACUACUGUAUAGGCUUGCUGUCUGCUUUCAAAACAUGAUACACAACUGUACAUCCUCCCUGUCAAAGAAAUCACAAGCCUAAUAAAUAGGCCUAUUCAGGGACUAAACAAGUUAUUUGUUUUUUCCUAAUGUGCAUUGUAAAUUUAAUCAUAAAAAGUCAUUUGUAAUUUAUUUUUUAAAAACAAAUGGAGUUCUGCAUUUUUGUUGCAUACAAUUUUGUACUUUUGUUAAUAAAAAUAUGAAAGAACCAGUUUUUUUUUCAUUUAAGAGUUUGAUAAAAAAAAAAGAAAAAAGUGGAUCAAGUUUGCAGGCAUAACACAUUUAAUUUGGCAUAGGGAA